GGAUUCACUCGGUCAUCCCAACUGCAAACACACCAGCAAGUUCACACUGGGCAGAAGCCAAUCAUUUGCUCUGUGUGUGGGAAGGGAUUCACUCGGUUAUCCAACCUGCUGGUUUACCACAGGGAGAGACCGUUCACCUGUAUUGAGUGCGGAAAGGGAUUCCCUGAUUCAUCUGCUCUGCGGAAACACCAGUGUGCUGCCACUGGAGAGAAGCCAUUCACCUGCUCCAAGUGUGGGAAGAAAUUCCAUGAAUAUUUCACCCUGUUGAGACACCAGCAAGUUCACACAGGGGAGACGGUAUCUGCGUGCUUGGAGUGUGGGAAAGUAUUCACUCAGUUAUCUAACCUAAGUGUGCACCA
Messenger RNA from Rhincodon typus (whale shark), 359 nucleotides. Its product is annotated as zinc finger protein 239-like. The annotation marks the transcript as partial. The transcript has 2 exons. The record is from RefSeq and is a predicted model, not a curated record. NCBI's taxonomy places the organism in Eukaryota, Metazoa, Chordata, Chondrichthyes, Orectolobiformes, Rhincodontidae.